Phytomonas sp. EM1 is the source of this 2025-nucleotide messenger RNA. The record is from the annotation of a GenBank genome assembly. NCBI's taxonomy places the organism in Eukaryota, Euglenozoa, Kinetoplastea, Trypanosomatida, Trypanosomatidae.
AUGUCUUACCGCAAGAAUGUAUUUCUCCGAUGCAGUAUGGGAAAUGUGGAAGCCAUGCUACGCAGCGUAGAUAUGCACGAGAUCUUGUUCCACUCAAAGGUGAAGCCGCCGAAAUCCCCCCUAGCGGAGUGCCUGCGACUCGAACCCAGCUCCUCCCCCACAAUCAUUCACUCCCCGAGCCUCUCCAUCGCCUCGGAGGAGUCGAUGGACUCCAUACUCGCCCUGCCGCCCGCUGUGUGCGGGCAUGAUGUGCCCCCUAUGUCGCCCUGCCCGCCGGGCGAGCUUGAGAUGCGGCAGCUUAUUUACAAACUUUGUCGCUCCUUGUAUAAAAAGGCAAUACAAAAAAUAGGUGGUGGCCAGGUGAGGCAUUCCAGCGCGGUCCCCGUGGAUUCGAAAUACGAGACCAACAUGUCGCAUAUGUCGGAUUGGAUGCCACUGCUUCAUUUGUUUGAGCCAAACCGAUACUACGAGAUGCUAGAAAAGCCCUACAUGUCAAUGGUUGCGAUGGAGUUCCCGUCAACGCAGCACGCGAAUCACACGUCAGCGAAAUCCCCAACCGAGGCCUUGCAGCUUUUUAUGGACGAGCUAAUUGUCGAGAAGCUCUCUGGUGGAAAUAGCAACCACGUCUACCAACUAGGGCAUCCCCACUACCCAGGCAGGAGCAUUUUGGUUCGUUUGUAUGGCAAUGUCAGCGGUGAGGUCAUCGACCGUUACCGAGAUGUUAUGGCAUCAAAGCAAAUGAGUGAUGCGAAGCUGAGCCCUGUCGUACUCCACUACUUUAAGUGGGGUCGCGUCGAGGAGUUUAUGGAUGACGUGGCAACUGGAAGCACCGAUUUGCUUUUUGAGAGCCCAACGCUGCUUUCGGAGGUGUUUAUGGGGAUGUCAGUGAUGCACAAACUGCCUGUAGAACCGUUUUUGCCAGAGAACGCUAAUGUCGCGUGGUUUGCAAAGAACGGUCAGCCCAAAUGUCUGGAACAUCUGCAGUACAUCGGAUCCGAGGACUACCUAACCAAGAGUGUGUCUAUUAUAUCCAAGAAACUUCGUGAAGCUCAGUGCAACAAAUAUUACAAGAGUAAUACAGAGUAUAAAAUCUUGGAGGAAGUGUGCCCCUCCUCGUUUGAGCGUGCGAGCCUGCGGUAUCUACGCCUUAUUAGUGUUUCCAUCAAAGAUGAAUACUGCGAGAGCUUUGUGGAUUUUAUCUGUCAUGAGAUACUCCGGGUGCGUGAAGUGUUCCUGAAAAAGUCAAUCCCGCUCACCUUCUCACAUAAUGACCUCAAUCCCUGGAAUAUUCUGAUUUCUUGGAAAAAGGUAACUGCCAAAUUCAGGAAAUCCAACGUCAGCAUCAGCGAAGAUGAUGAAGUGACCUCAAUCCUAUCAGAUCAAAGCAGUUUACUGAGUAGAAAGUUUUUAACGAAAAAGGGGCACCACAAGAACCUGGUCGACCUCAAGGGCUUGCUCUUCAUUGAUUUUGAAUACUCCGAUGUCAACUAUCGGUGCUUCGACCUCGGCAACACGAUCUGCGAACUGGACUAUGACUAUACUCGCGGGAUGGAGGAUGGCGGACCGGGCUUCAUUAAGUACCUAUACACAUUUCCCCCUCCAGCGUAUGAGUUGCAAUGGAAGGAUCUACCCAUUGAGUACCCACGAAUGGCGGAGGUCAUUUACGAUACCUGGAAGCACUUUUCAAUGCAUGACGACAGCAAAGACACGCCCGGGUUCGCAUAUGGAGAACACUACCUCAAUGCGAUCGCCGCUUACUACCACGACCAGAACCCCGCAGCUGAUGCUACCCACGUGUCGCUCACCCAGCUUGGCGAAGUCUUCCUUGGAAUGUUGGCUUCGCACCUUUAUUGGUCCCUGUGGUCCUUUGUCAUGGCUUGCAACUCAGACAGCUUGACAAACAAUGUUGAUGACGGUCUCUUUUCGAGGGGAAGUAGUGGGUUGGAUUACUUAAAGUAUGGGAACUGUCGUCUGAAGGAGUACUUUGCAUUAAAGUCCUGGUUGGAAAAACAUGACUUUCUUUAA